CGCUCCCCGGGGGCCGCCGCAGGCAAAGCGAAACCAAAAGGGUGGUGGUGACGGCGGCGGGGAGGGGCGGGCAGGGGCUCCCGCGGCGCGACUCGACUCGACUCCAUGCGAUUCGAUUCGAUUCGCUCCUCCCCUCAGCGCCGAGGCGGAGCGGGGCGGUGGCGGCGGGCGGGCGAUCGGGCGGGCUCAGCGCGCCCCCAUGGCCCUGGCGCCGGGUCAGCGGGCACGGUAGCAGCCUCCGGCUGUCGCCGCGGGUGACUCAGAGCUGCCCGGGCAGGGCGGGCUGGAGAUGCGCCUCUCCGCCGGGCUCCGGGCAGCCGCGGGAGGCUGACUGAGCCACAAAGAAGUUUCCCCGGCGGCGGCGCGGCGCUCCCCCAUGCGCGCCACCGGCCGCCGGUCCUGGAGCGCUGCUCGGCAGGCGCCCGGCGCCGACCCCGCCAUGGAGCCCCGCGCGGGGCUGCACAGCAGCCCGGAGCUCAGCCGGGCCAAGCGGCUGACCGUGGGGGAGCUCUGCUCCCUCUUCGAGGCUCGCUGCGCCGCCGUCGCCGCUGCCGCCGCCCGUCAGCUGCCCGACCGGCCGAAGAGGGGCUGCCGACCCCCGAACGGGGUUCUGCCGCCCGUCAUCCCCCGGCUCACCGUCACCGCCGAGGAGAGCGAGGAGGCGCAGGGCAGCCCCCAGCCGCGGCCGGCGCGGCCGGCGCGGCCGGAGGGCGGCGGGCUGAGGACGGGCAGCUCGCUGCACCUGCAGUCCCGCAGGCUGUCCAACUCCUCGGUCUCCUCCACCGGCUCCUCGUCCCUCCUGGAGGACUCGGAGGACGACGUGCUGAGCGACACGGAGUGUAGGAGCCAGGGCAUCGUGCACUUGGAGCACGGCGAGGACACGAGCCAGUCUCCUGUGUCAGAUGCUCAAAAUAAAAUUUUUCCAGGCAUUUCCCAGCAGAAAAAAGCAUGGCAUACAAUUAAAACCAUGGUUAACUUACCAGUCAUCAGCCCCUUCAAGAAACGCUACUCAUGGGUGCAGCUGGCUGGGCACACAGGGAGUUUCAAGGCAGCUGAUAGUGGGAAGAUUCUCAAACGCUUGUCAGAGAAUGAAAAGGAGUGUUUUGAGCGAUUGAUGAAAGACCCACUACGCUCCUGCGUCCCUUGCUUCCAUGGUGUGGUGGAAAGAGAUGGCGAGAGCUACAUCCAGCUGGAUGACUUGCUAACUGAUUUUGAAGGACCAAGUGUGAUGGACUGCAAGAUGGGGAUCAGAACAUACCUGGAGGAAGAGUUGACUAAGGCCCGAGAGAAGCCAAAGCUGCGUAAGGACAUGUACAAGAAAAUGAUUGAAGUGGAUCCUCUUGCUCCCACUGCUGAAGAGAAUGCCCAGCAUGCUGUCACCAAACCCCGGUACAUGCAAUGGAGAGAAACCAUCAGCUCUAGUGCUAACCUGGGCUUCAGGAUUGAAGGAAUUAAGAAGGCAGAUGGAACAUGUAACACAAACUUCAAAACUACGAAGACACAGGAGCAAGUUCUACAGGUUUUUGUGGAAUUCAUCGAGGGCAACACAACCAUUCUGAAAAAAUACCUCAAACGUCUGCAGGAAAUUAAUGUCAUUCUUGAAUCCUCAGACUUCUUCAAGCGGCAUGAGGUCGUAGGAAGUUCACUACUUUUUGUACAUGAUGGCAGUGGGAAUGCCAAUGUGUGGCUGAUCGAUUUUGGAAAGACCACUCUUCUUCCUGAUGGGCAGACACUGGAUCACAGGAUCCCCUGGCAAGAAGGCAACAGGGAGGAUGGGUACUUGUUGGGAUUGGACAAUUUGAUUGGCAUCUUGGAAAGCAUCACUGAAAGAUGAAUUGAGAAAGGCACAAAACUUUCAGGGCUUCUCUGUAACUUUCUGCUUUACUGAAGUAGAAGGAGACUCAGUUAGAAGGAAACUUAACUCCAAACUCUUGAGGUCAUCGGUGCAGAGGGAGCUGCAUCCAGAACCCAGCAGUCAGUGAUCAAAGUUACUUUGCAUCAGCCCUCUAUGAACCUAAAUGAGUCACUCCAGAUUGGUGUGUAUUGCACCAGAUGAACUUGAGACUGGUCCUCAGAGAAUGAAGAUCUCCAUACUUGGGAAUCACACCAGCAUGAGUCAAGAGGUCUGUGUGGUAAACCAGAAUGAUUAUAAUUUCUGGCAAAAUGGGACUCCAAAUUGCUUCUUAGAGACCAGGGCAAAUGCUUGGGACCCCUCAGGGCAGGAAAAACGAUUUUUCAGGGAACUGCAUAGUUUUGAAACCAGAUUCUUGUUUUUUUUCCUCUCUGAUUCCAAGUCCUUUUGCUCCUGUGUACACUAUAGGUUGGACCAACAACUUCUGUUGCAUUAUGUUACAGUGUGAGCAAGGUGCAAAUGGGUGAUAAUCAUGAGAAACUGGGAGCAAAGAGACACAGCAGUCUGUAGUGGCUUGAUGUGGCUAACUGCUGUUGCCCAUUUCUCCCCUUCCCUACCCUAGCCUUGCUUCUAUCCGAGAACGGCCUUGGCUUUUUCUGUAGCCACUCAGGAGAUUACAAAUACUCUAGGGAGAGAAUAGCAGCCUAUUGUCUCUAAAAACAUUUGACUUUCCAACUGGGUGGGCUGUUGGGUAUAUUACUAAGUUGGAGAGUUAAGCCUCUUGCAGCUAAACUGCAGCUCUGAAAAUCACUAAUGAUCUUUCACAGACUGGUCAGGGAACUAAGUUUUCUUUCCAAGGCUUAUUUAUUUUUGAAGAUAAAACCCCUAUACACAGGCAUACACUAGUAGUCAGCAACCAGUGUGAUCUCUUAAGAUCAUGGUUUGACUGUCUCCUAAUGCAUGUGACUUCUUGGCCGUGUUCCUGUUCUCAGAUAUGAUGCUGUCACUUACACAUAUAAAGUGGCACAGCAAUCAGGGAGGUCAUGCUUCUGCAUUCGCAGCAUUACACAAUGAUAAUUCCCAGGCAUCCUUCCUCUAAGGUAUCAGCUGUUAACAGGCAGUUUGGGUGAAGGAAUGUUCAUACAUUACAUCUUAUAGUCCCCAUCUAGAAUCAUGGUAUGAUCUGUGCCUCAUUCUUUUGCUGUGGCCCAGGCACAGCCACAGAAAAUUCGGCUUCUAGGUUAAAAUCAAGAAAAAUUGAAUUUUUUUCAUGCAGUGGCUUCACAUACCUUCUCCGUUGGUUGCCUCUAGUCACUGGAACAGUCUUUUACAUAGUGGCAGUAUAAAUACUAUCAUUAGUCACAUGUGGACUCACAUUCCAGGUUUUAACAUCAAUAACGUGGUGAUGACGUUCUCACAAUGCAGGUAAGAGUUACAUUACCAGUGGAUGGUUAAAGCCCUUUCAACAUCUAGAGGUGUAGUAAUGCUCGUUGAUCAGAAAUUCCAGUCUUAUGCUGGUGUCCUGUGCUCAGGAAAGAGUGAGAACUUUGGGUAUGUGAAGGUGACUCCACUUUUGGGAAACUGCUGUUUCAAUAUUAGUUGAUGUCAUAAGCAAAAAAAACUAUAGAGUCCAGAUCUGGAAUGAAAUCUGUAAUAUUUGUAAUUAGAGUUGGACAGCCUAAAAUAAUUUCUAAAAGGAGUUACUUUGGGUAACACACUACUGUACUAAAAGAUCAGUCAGAUUUAAUUACUUUUUCAUCAACUCUAAGCAAAACAGGAGUAUUGAAAAUUGAAGUUCAGUUGUGAUGGAAAGGUUAGAUGACAUAGAGUAGGUAUUCUGUAGCAAGUAAUGACAUGUGGAAAUAUUUCAUCUUAAACCAGAAGUUGUCUGAAACUGGUAAUUAUUUUUGCAGUUCACUGCAAAUUCAGACUACUUCUGCAGCCUCCCAGAGUUUCUCUGUUUUGUAUUUAUGAUAAUAUGUUAAUGAAUUUUUCACUUACAAGUUUCAGAGUGUUUACAUUAGGGUUUUUUUAAGUGACAGUGAGAACAGAUUAUAUUAUUCCAGUUGCCUCUUAACUAUUGAACUGCUUUGAGAUGACAAAUGAAUCCGUAGUUAAUUCCAUACCAUUAAAAAAAAAAAGUAUUUCUCCUUUUCUGCAGCCAACAGGUAAGCCACUGGAUAGCAGUGCCUAAGGAGAAUAGCAAUGCUUAAGGACAGUAGCAAGUAAAAAGGUCUCACAGGCAAUACUUCAAGGACAUAGCCUUUUUUAUGAGACUGCAAUUUCAGCUGUCCUACCAUAGUUAAAAAGAAUUAUAAAAGUUAGAAAUAAGAUUAAGACAGAAUUCAAUUAGUGGUUUGCCUAAUUAAUCUUCAGAGUUAAAUUUCUUUCUUCUCUUACCAUGUAUGUGUAUCUUUGGCACCGAUAUAACCUAUUUUCUGGAGGAGUGGAGAUCUAAACAGUAGAGGUUGGUGCUCAAAUGUCAGCUGAGUGUUUAAGACAAACUUUUAGAAUGACUGUCCAGGAGAACUGGAACAAUGUGGUAUCAGUAGCUUCAAAGAAAACAACUCCUGGUAGCACCUGGCUGGUUUUGCAGUACAUUGUCCUGGGAGAAAACAUGGAGAAGGUUUGUUCCACUGCAGUAGCUGUAAAGGUCAGGGAAAAAAGGAAAAUCUGCUGUAGCAGACACUGAUCUGGAAACUCCUUCUAUAUGAUGCAUAGUUGUAGGAAGAUAGUUUUGAAAUGUCUCUUUGUCUUGCUAGGGGAUUAGAAAGAAAGAAAUCACAAUCAUCUGUUGCUGUUAUGGAAAAGGAGAGAAGGAGGCAGCUUUUCAUUGCAAACUGCAAGUGUAGGACUUCAGCCGAGCACUGGAGCUCUAAGGAGCUGAGGCUGUGAGCUCAGGAGCAAACUGCCCCAGGGUAAAUUUUAGAUUCCUUGUUUCAUAUCAGGUGGCCCAGAGCACGUGUCUACGGACACCCACUUGCUAGUGUGAGGAAGCAGUGUGGCCUUCUUUCCCCAUGGGGUAAGUUGUGUUGAAUCAGUUUACAUUUACCGCAGGGUCAACAUGGUGCAUGUGCACUGGCAUGUAACACAGUGGGAGCUGAUGCAUGGUAACCAAGGAAUUUGUUCACGUGAAAAUCCAGAAUGUAAUUCAUUAGUGCAUCUGCUGAGAUAGUGCCUCACUCUGGAGACACUGAGCACGUGUGAUUCCACAGCAGGGUCAGAGAUGCUGGCCUACAGGCACUUGGGUGCUGAAUGGAUGACCUCUGACUUAGGCUCUGAGGUCUUUAAACUCACUAGCUUAGUGCUGUAGCCGCUGCAUUCCUGUGAGAAACAAGAAUUAGGACUAGGACUUCUCUCCCUCAGCUUCAUCAUUGACUUGGUGUUUUUUGCCUUGGACGACUCUCCUAGGCAUUGUUUUGUUCCAAUUUACAGGGAAUAGACCUGCUUAUCUCGUGGGAAUGGUGUGAGGCUGUCCUUCAUUAGUGCCUGCAAGCAGCUGUGAGAUUCUUUGGAGGAAGGUGCAAUGUAGAAAGAAGUGCGCAGAAGUAGAUUGGAUAAGUUUAAAAAUUAUGGGUGUUUAGGCCCCACAGAGAUGCAAAUUUGGCUGAAUUUUAAGCAAAGUGGUAAAACUUUAAUCUCUCUAAAUUUUGUACAGUGAGGUAUUCACUUAAUGUCUGAUCCAGUUCCCAGUUAAAAGGAAAGAUUUCAAUGGGAGUUGGACCAAACCCUUAAGUAUCUCAGAGGGCUUUUGCUAAUUUUUUUUAUUGCUGUUGUUAUUAUUUGUUAUUCUUAAGGUACUGAGUUCAAAUGGCCUGUAUCAUCCACAUGCAUCCGUUCUGAACACUACAAUGCAAUGCUGACAUUGACUGUAUUGGAUGAGUGUUUGUUACUCUGAAGUGUGUAUGCUACUAAAUAAAUGAGACUGAAGGAAAAAAAGACAUCUGCUGUGAUUUGGUCAUGUGAGAAUAAUAUCUUUUCUUCAAGAAUUUCCUUAGGGAAGGGAAAAAAACUAUUUCAGUGUUUUUGCUUUUAGUCUUUAGCAUCUGGUAGUUCAUAAAGCAAAACCAGUUCUAAGACAUCUAGAAGCCAAAUAGUGGAGCUUGGUUCCAAAACCUUUAGUAUACAUUACCUUUAGAACCUAAUUCACACAAAGCUUGUCAGAUUCCUUCAGGGUAAACUCUGUCUCAGAAAUCUUAGUGGCUAGCCUAUAGCACAUAAAAAAAAUGAGCAUCAAGAGGCACUUGUCAGACUCAGAGCACUUAACUGUUCCCCUGGGCAGUUUUGUGUGCACAUGGGGAAGAAGCACUCAACACUCUAGGACUGGCAGCACUUCUCAGCAAGAGAGAGAGAGUGUAUUCUUACCACAGAGAUUGUGCAAAGAGUACUUUUAAGAGAGGGAAACAAAUAGCCACCAUUAGUGUCUCUUUAUUUUGUGUUGCAAAUAUAGAAGUAUACACUUGUCUAGCUUUAAAUUGCAUAGGAGCAGGCGUGUCAUCUACUUACAUACCGUAGUCACCCAGAAAGGUGAGUUGGCAGAAGUGCUGCCGUGGUCAGAGGUAAUGACAAAACAAAACUUACUCACAUGACUUUUCCAUUUGUGUGGUGUGAUGGGAAGAUUUUAGGCAUGGUGUCACUAAGGUCUCUGCAUGGGAUUGAGAAGAGUGGACAGCCAGGAGAGAGCACAGCCAGAGAGCUACAGGUGAAACUGUCUCACAGGUGCUCUGUGUCCUUAGACAAGGGUCUAAGGAAGUGUGGUCCCUUUCUGACACAGCUGUGGAGAUGUAAAUACAGUGGGGGAAAAGUAUUCCCAGCAGCAUUUUCUUCUCUUUCAGGAAAGUAGGGAGAGUGUUUUGAAGGUGAAGUUACACUUGCAAAAGCCCACACCUACUUUAUCAGCCUUGGAAAGCUUUCUUAGUGCACACCAGCAAAUUAACUGAGAACUACUUAGCUCAGGAAAAGGGUUGAUAUGAGGGAGAGCACCUUAAAUCUGUGAAAUUAAAAAUUCCGUUUGUUCAAAGGAAAAUAUAAAGAUGCAGAGCAUUUAUAUUGAGGAGAGCAGGGAUUACAGAGAAAUGAGAAGGAGGAAUAUCAACAAAUGUGAAAAAGCAAAGACAAAUUGAAAUUUCCAUUAUUGUUUCGUCUCUUGUUAAUCAGUCCCUUCUUUAAAAUGUAAGUAUGAGGUUAUAUGAAGCAACAUAAAGUAUUAGUGCUGAACAGUCAAAAAACAACUAUAUACAUACAAUUACAAACCCAGUUUGGCCAUGUUAAAAGACAGACACCUAUCAGGAAGAGCAAUUUACAACAACCCUAUAAAUGGCUGAUUCUGUAGUAGGGAAGUGGUGGAAGAUUUUUCACAUGGAUUAUAGGAUCAAAUUAAUCCCAGAUCUCCAGCUCUUGUCAUUCCUCUAGGAAACAAAAUUGGGUUUUGGCUUCCAGUUGCCAAAGUAAUCUAAUUUUGAUGCUAUGAAUUUAACUCAUUCAUGAUGCACUAAAAAUGUCUCCUUAAAAAGCAAUUUCACACAAGUUAUAUUUUGCAAUGCGAGCAGUUGAGCACUAUGAAAUUUGAUUGUACAAACAAUAAGUUUCAGCCUCAGAACUGAAGGACCAAAGGUUUUAGUGCAUAUCACUGCAAUUGUUAUUUUUUCUUUUGAGAUAAAAAGGUUUGUACAGCAUGUAGCGUUCAACAUCACAAUAGGAGCAAUAUUAUUUUCUCCAGGAUAUUAAUUAAAAAUUCAUUAUCUGUGAGGUUUUUAAAUAGCAUCUAAAAAAAGAUUAUUACAGGUCAAAGAUUCAUGGCAAUGCACUGACAGAAGAUCAUUCCAGUUGAGAGUUAAGAGCCUGUACAAAAUCUAGGUUGCUAAUACAGAUUCUUUUAAAAUUCUCAGCUUUCUUUUAAUGCCCAUUUGGUACCUGCAUCUCCAUGUCUUGUCUUGUUAGAAGAGGCUGCAUCUGGCUCAGUACAGCCCUGAGCUAAAUGCUGUUGUAAACCAUCAGAGUCUGUUAGAAAUAAAUAAUCAGUACAUGCUUUCAGUUGCUCUUCAGCACCCCACUCUUGAUCACUCCUAGGGAUAAGAUCCUGGUCAGGAUAGAAUUCUGUUCAGUCUCAGUGCAGCUUUGUCUGUGUGCUUCCUGUAAAUGAGUACCUUGAUGCAGCUAUUCAGUAAAAGCAGGUAUUUGUCCAAUGUGCAGGACUUGCACCUUGUUUAUAAAGUGAAGGCAUAGCUGCAGCCAAGACUGCCUGUGGCGCUGGUAACAGAUCUGUGCUCUCCUCCCACUUUAUUUUUCAGUUGCUUUCCUGGUGUUACCACUACUGGCCUUUCUAAAUUUGUGAAUUUUGUUAAGGCAAAUGCUACACAGGGGGAAACCAAGUCACAACUGCUGGGAAGUUUGAUAGGUCACCUUUAGGGGAGAAAAAGCUACUAAUGCAUGAACCAUAAAAGUAAUACAAUCUGAAAGGUAAGGACAAACUGAUGAAAUUCCAGUUGGCUAAAAGUAAAUGCAUUUAUUUUUGACUAGCAUGGUCCAGAGGUGGCCAGUCUGAAAUAUGGCCAAAAAUGUCAGCCUGUGCAAGAGAAAAGAAUGAGAAAGUUUCCUGCUAAAUGGGCUUUUCUGCUCAUCUAACUGGGCUGUAGGAACUCCUGAAUGUAAGACAGGACAGGCAAUGUAUUUAAUGUGAGAGAAGCUAGAGAGCCAAAGUAACGGUGAAAUGGGAAGAAGGGCAUGAGGCAAGGUCAUCCAUCUCCCUUGGUCAUUAAACUCAUCAGUCUCCACAUUUCUACUGAAAUCUGCCCCACACAGAGGGACCGCUCUCUUCUGACCAUCUGUCAUUUUACGACACGAUGCAUUUGGAAUUAUUUCCACACCAUAUGGAUCUUUGCUGAAAGGUGUCCAUCAUCACCCUUUGUGUCUGGAUGUCAUAGAAGGAUUGGUGUGAGAAGGGACCUCCAAAGAUCAUCUAGUCCAACCUCCCUGCUCAAGUGGGUUGACCUGCAGCGGGUUGUACAGGAUAAUGUAUAGGUGGAUUUUGAGUGUCUCUGGAGCAGGAGACUACACAGUCUCUCUGGGCUACCUGUUUCAGUGCUCUGUCACCCUCAAAGUAAACAAGU
This is a messenger RNA of Poecile atricapillus (Black-capped chickadee), 8961 nucleotides long. RefSeq names its product inositol-trisphosphate 3-kinase A (gene ITPKA). The transcript has 8 exons. Gene Ontology annotation, molecular function: inositol tetrakisphosphate kinase activity; inositol-1,4,5-trisphosphate 3-kinase activity. NCBI's taxonomy places the organism in Eukaryota, Metazoa, Chordata, Aves, Passeriformes, Paridae. Bases 377 to 1834 code for a protein of 485 amino acids. Gene Ontology annotation, biological process: inositol phosphate biosynthetic process. Gene Ontology annotation, cellular component: nucleus; cytoplasm. The record is from RefSeq and is a predicted model, not a curated record.